Messenger RNA from Amoebophrya sp. A120, 504 nucleotides. NCBI's taxonomy places the organism in Eukaryota, Dinophyceae, Syndiniales, Amoebophryaceae. The record is from the annotation of a GenBank genome assembly.
GCCACGGCGAAGAAGCCACUCUCUGUCUACCGCCCCAACGCCCCGCGUUCCAAGCUGAAGCAGGAAGACCCGAAGAUCCAAAAGCGUUCCGAUUCCUCCCUAUGGAUUGCAAAAAUGUCCGGGUCUGGAAACUUGUGAUGCAAGCCAGUCAAUAACAAUAACAAACGCACUGCAAUGCGCCGCCAAGCAUGACAAGUUGCUUCGUGCUUCUGUGCUGCGUAUUCCGCAUGAGAAACUGCGUUUUUGCAUGACAGGCUAGAGAGGCUGUUUGUGGCCACGCAAUACAGAUUUAAGGGCCAUGCCAGAUCAGCAUGACAAACCCGGCAACAUUCCAGACCCAGACACUUUUGCAUUUCAUACUCCCUGGCUUUUGACCAGCCGGCGCGGCGGCCGUUUGUGACCAACCAGCAGAACGAUUACCGGGGGCACAUGGGCAUCCAGAGUGCGAACAGCGGGAUUACCAGCAUGAAGGUCAAGCACUUUCACGAACUGCAGCAGCUGUAG